Adineta steineri is the source of this 663-nucleotide messenger RNA. The record is from the annotation of a GenBank genome assembly. NCBI's taxonomy places the organism in Eukaryota, Metazoa, Rotifera, Eurotatoria, Adinetida, Adinetidae.
AUGUCGAUCGAUACUGGAUAUAUUAUUAUUUGGCUUGAUGCUCAUAUUGGAGCGGAAAAGAAUUGUCAAGAAAUGAAGCAAAAAUUUCAAGUUGGUCUUGUAGAAGCAGCAGCUGUACCACCAGAUCUAAUUGAUGUUCUUAUUUGUGAUAUGAGCAAAUGUGGUGCUCCAAUCGAGUUUGCUCAAACUAAUGAAGAUGCACUGAAUCUUAUUGAAAAAAAUUUAGGUCGUUCAAAAAAAAUUAUUUUUAUCUCCUCAGCAUCGUUGGGGAGAGAAAUUAUUCCUGAAAUCCAGAAAAAAGAAUUCCAUAUCGAAUCAUAUUACAUUUUCUGCGGAGAUAUGAAACGUCAUCGAGAUUGGGCUGAAGAUCUGAUCAAUGAUGGAUUAGAAGUGCAAAUGUUUGAUCAUGAAGUAACUUUAUUGAUACGACUCUGUCGAGAUAUGAGCAAUAUUUUAAUUGAAGAUGGGAAAACAUCGUUAAGUCAAAAAGAACCUGAAAUUGCUUUGGCAUAUUUUAAAUAUGCAUAUGCACUUGCUGACAAGGCAGUCGAAUAUGAUAAACCGAAAGAUCCUAAAGAUCCAAAUGUUCUACAUCGUCCAUCGACCGCAUAUCGAGGACUAUUAGAUCAUCUCAUUAACACUGCUAAACAAGCUUUGCAAUAA